UAAAGGGUGGCAUGCCAUGAUCUAAGAGCCAAGAAUGUUCCAGUCAUUGAGUGACUGUCCCUCCCAAGGGGGCUUGCAGGUACUUUUGGCCUUGUUUCCCAAAAUCCAUUCAUUUUCCCUCAUCCCUCCCAUAUACCCUAACCCUCUUAAGGAUUCUUCCCAGAUGCUUCAGAAGCAAAAUAAUAGAUGGUAAUUGAGGUUAACGCCACAAAAAAAAAAAAAAAAAAGGGACAGUGAGACAAGGAACACCGGCUUUGACAGGCCAUGAGACAGAGAGCCCUCGUCUGUGCCCUUGUCGCCCAGGCAGAGCCGCACGUCUGACAUGGCUGUGUAAAGCAUGCAGGCAGGCCGUGGGUAAGGAGGGAGAGAACAAGGCUGCCCCUGGCUUUGUGCAUCGUGACGGCCAGAUGGGAUGAGGUCGAGCUUCGGUACCCAGUAGAUUCUAGUAUCCUGGCUGUGGGCACGCUUACAUUAUUAAAAGGCUCUUUUAGGCUUGACACGACUUCGUUUUGGCCUGAAGCAUUCAGGCACACACUCAUUUGCGUGGAAGAUUGAUAAGGUUAUUAGAAUCUCUAGUUCUGCUAUUUUUGGUAGAAUUCUUUCAGCAGGGUUUUUUUUUUUUAAUCGUGGCUGAAUGGAGCUAUAUCAUAAUGAUAUAGUAUCAUAAAAAUUCUCCUGUCUUUCUGUAUUUGGAAACACAUCAUCUAUAACUAUUCCUUUUUAUUCUGUAAGCCUCAGCCCUUUUGGAUCCCCAGAAGUAUAUGUAGUGGUUAGGAAAAGCUCUUUGCAACCAUGGUCUUUAAUAAACUUGGUUGAAUAAUGUUGACCAAGUCCUAGCUAAUAACACGGUGGCAGUAGAGAGCAGUGUGAUGAUAUUGGUGCAGAGAGGUUGAAAAUUUCAGAACACUCAAAUCCAUACACUUGGGGCUUACAGCAGCUUUUUGAGAUUGGGAAGAAGAUGGAUUAGUAUCCCUUUUAAUAGAGAGGUUGCAUUAUUUGCCCAAGGCAAAGAAGUAAACAGAAUUCAUUUCUGUUAUUGAACUGGUAUUUAUACCUAAGUAUUCUGGCUCAUGGUCCUACACAGCUCUCUACAAGGUGCUAUCCCAGUGGCUUUUUCCCCUUUGUUCCUGAGGAAUGGGCUUUGGUAAUAUCUCUGAAGUCUUAUGACGUUUCAGCAGGAUUCUAUGUCUCUGAACCAAGUUUAAGCAGCUGCCACUGACCCUGACCUUGAGGGCAGCAUGUGCAUAAUUGGCUCUCAGUUCCCUUUCUGGCUCCUACAUGCCACCACUUUUGGGCCCUAAGGAUGAACUGAAUCAAAUCAUAUUUAGGGGGAAGACGCCUAAGCAGCUGCUUCCACAUUUUAAGUUGUUCCCGCUUGAAAUAAACAAGCCAUAAUACCCUUUUCCUUUUGUCAUCAGUGUAGCCACCACCUCUGUCACACCUUGAUGAAUGUGGAGGAGGAGGCAAUAAAGUGGCUAUUACUAAAGCUGGGAGGACAAGAUGGAAUUGGAGAUGGGCCUUAACAUUAAUAAGCAAAGACAAAAUGAUUCACUGGAUUUUGUGAAAUAAGAAACCUGACCAGGAAGUACAAGGAGAUUGCGCUUGCACCCCUUGGGGAAAGACAUUUUCUGCUCCCGCCAAGUUGGCAGGGCUUGCAUCCUGAACCUCCUGGGUGUGUCUUAAUUGCCAGUUCCAGCACUUCCCGAAAGCCCCACUCUCUCCUCCAGUGGUCACCGUGGAAGGAUCAUGGGAGAGACAGAAGGGAAGAAAGAUGAGGCUGAUUAUAAGCGACUGCAGACCUUUCCUCUGGUCAGGCACUCGGACAUGCCAGAGGAGAUGCGAGUGGAGACCAUGGAGCUAUGUGUCACAGCCUGUGAGAAAUUCUCCAACAACAACGAGAGUGCCGCCAAAAUGAUCAAAGAGACGAUGGACAAGAAGUUCGGCUCCUCCUGGCAUGUGGUGAUCGGCGAAGGCUUUGGGUUUGAGAUCACACACGAGUUUCCUGAGCCAUGCCCAGUGUGUGAACUUGUUGACAUCUGUAGCCCCAGGCCCUCAGCCAUCUCAUGCGGAGUCCCAAGGUGUCCACGGGCCAGCAGGUGGCAGUCUCUGGGGGGAAUGUGGGGUGGGGAAGUGCAACAGGGUAAAGGAGGUGGGGAGAUGGGAUUUUUCCCAUGAGGGUGUGCCAGGCCCCCCUUCCUCAAGAGCUGCCCUCCCCUCAAAUCCCGGGAGUCCCACUGCCCUUCCGUCCCAGUGCUAAGGAGUGUCCGCUGCCCUUACCAUCAGUGGCCAUAUGAAAAUGGCCCCAGGAAGGAGCCUCUCCUCUCAAGGGACACGGGCAGCUUCUCUCCUUGUCCUCUGGCCCAGUGCUGACCCCGGCAGAAGCCGCUCCCCCGCUUGGCCCCAGGCUGAACAAGCCACUGCAUCUCACUGGGCAGCCGCACCGCAGCCCCGGCUUUGGCAUGGAGACCAGGCAGCCUUUGUCCGUCCUUUCCACCCACCAGGCAUGAACCUUUCGCAUUGCCUCAGCCCGCGCAGUUGAAAGCCAGGGGCCGGCGGGUGGGAACUGCAGCCGGGCAGUUUCUGGAGGUGUCCCUGGGCCUCUGGCGAGACGCCUGGGCCAGGGGUGCUCUCGCCGCGAGGCUGCUUCCGCAGGGAACCUGGCCCGCCAGCUACUUGUCAUCAGGGACUGCAUGCUGAUUUGUACUUAUCUCUGCUGGCUUUUCUAUAUUCUUUUUGAGUGUGGGGAGAAGGGUUUUAGUAGAAGGGUGAAUCAUAUUUUACACAGCAGUCUUAUUUAUAUAAAUGUCUUGGUUUUUACAAUUAAAACUUCCAAAAACUGA
Messenger RNA from Microcebus murinus (gray mouse lemur), 2840 nucleotides. NCBI's taxonomy places the organism in Eukaryota, Metazoa, Chordata, Mammalia, Primates, Cheirogaleidae. The record is from RefSeq and is a predicted model, not a curated record.